This is a messenger RNA of Hevea brasiliensis (rubber tree), 1383 nucleotides long. RefSeq names its product proline-rich receptor-like protein kinase PERK3. Lineage: Eukaryota; Viridiplantae; Streptophyta; Magnoliopsida; Malpighiales; Euphorbiaceae. The record is from RefSeq and is a predicted model, not a curated record. Gene Ontology annotation, biological process: protein phosphorylation. The transcript is spliced from 10 exons. The coding region runs from base 1 to 1383 and encodes 460 amino acids. Gene Ontology annotation, molecular function: ATP binding; protein kinase activity.
AUGGAACGAAUAAUUUAUUGUGUUGCUGCUGGCGUAUAUAGUAGAUCCUCAAGGCCAAAAAUGCAACAGAUAGUUGAAACUCUUGAAGAAAAAAUGCCACAUAAGAAAUUAUGGGUUGUGGAAGAAAUGCAAUCAUCAUCUGGGGAUUAUGAAGCAUAUGAACCGAGGAAAUUUACAUUUCUAGAACUAGCACGUGCAGCUGGUCAUUUCACCGACGGCAGAAGCCUUGGCCAUGGUGGUUUUGGUACUGUCUAUAGGGGAUCCCUUCCGACAGGCACUGACGUAGCUAUUAAGAAACUUGCAAGCAAUGGACAACAGCAAGAAGAAUUUGAGAAGGAGGUUAAUGCCGUUGGCAUUGUGCGUCACGGAAAUCUUGUUAAGCUUGUUGGCUACUGUAAUGAAGAAUCAGAUAGAUUGCUUGUUUUUGAGUUUGUUCCAAACAAAUCCUUGAGAGAUCACCUAAAAGAUGAUCAGCUAAGAUCAAAUUUGAAGUGGUCAGAAAGAAGGAAAAUUGCUAUAGGUUCUGCAAAAGGGUUGGCAUAUUUGCAUGAAGAAUGUAAUUCUAAAAUUAUCCACCAAGAUAUUAAGGCAGAAAAUAUACUUCUUGAAAAUAAUUAUAAACCAAAGAUUGCAGAUUUUGAGCUUGCCAAGUUUUUUCCAGAAACUAAUAGUGUCACUCACAUCAGCUCUCAUUGGAAAGGAACCAACGUUUAUGCAGAUCUAGCAAAUAAUUAUUCUCAAGAUGGUGAAAAUAAUCUUCAAAGAAUUUCUGAGAAGUCAGAUGUUUAUUCUUUCGGUGUUGUACUUUUAGAACUUAUUACUGGGAGAAAAAUUUUCGAUGAACACAAAGUUGAUAUUGUCAAUUGGGCAAAGCCCUUGAUUAUUAAAGGAGAUUCAGUGAAAAUCAAUUAUAGUCGUCUUGUUGAUUCCACUUUGAAAGGAGACUAUAAAGAAGGUGAAAUGGAACUAAUGAUUUAUUGUGCUGCUGCUAGGAUAUAUAGACCUCCAAAACUUCGACCAAGAAUGAAACAGAUAGUUGAAGUUCUUGAAGGAAAAAUUUCUUCUAAUGAAUUAUGGGUUGUGGAAGCAGCUCGUAGUUUCUCUGAAGCUCGCUUUCUUCGACAACAGCAUGAUUCUUGUACAGUCUAUUGGGGAGUGCUACCAAAUAGUGAUCAAAAGGUGGCAAUUAAGAGAUUUAGAUACAAGCUUUCUCAACAGCAAAAAGAAGAAUUCAAAAAAGAGAUUAUGGCUAUUAGCAAUGUUUAUCACCGAAAUAUUGUUAAUCUAAUUGGAUACUGCAGUGACGAUGAUGACAAACUGCUCGUCUAUGAGUUCGUUCCCAACAAUUCCUUGAAAUUUCAUUUACAUGGUGAGCCCUUUUAA